AAGUGAUCACUUGGGCUGAACAUCUCUGGUUAGCCUAUGCAACAUUCAGCUGGACAAUUUCAGAUCAUAACCUUCUUCCCCCAUCUUUGACAGGAUACAGACGGCAGCAGCAAAACAUGAAUCUCACCUUAGAAAGGCAGAAUCUGACAUGUAAUUACAAAGCUGGUUCGCUGGAGAAGAGUGUCCUUCCUGUACUGUACUCUUGCAUUGUUUGCAUUGGAUCGCCAGCUAAUUGCCUCGCCUUGUUGAUAUUUACAAGGCAAUCUGUGAAGAAACAUGGAAUCCUUGUCUAUCUGGUGAACCUGUCAGUGGCUGAUCUGAUCAACUGCCUGGUCCUUCCAUUCAGAAUAGUUCUGCUUAUUAGAGGUGACGUCUUGGCAGAAAACUCUGGGACAUGUAUGGUUGUAACUGCAAUCAUUAACUUGGGUUUCUAUUCUACACUGGCGUGCAGGACAUUAUGCAUUAUCCUCAUAAGCAUUGGCAGGUAUGUAAUGAUUGUGAAACACCACAGUAACAAACUGAGUGCAUUUAAUGAUGCAACUUAUGCAAAAUACGCUUGUGUUGUGUCCUGGACUCUAGGAAUUCUAAUUGUAUCAAUACCUUUAAUUCAUAUGUUAAAACAAAUGAGUACAUCUGAAUUUAUGUGCUACAGUGUCAAGGUUUACAAAGGCACACAGGGCACUUCCAUUUUGUUUGUAUUCAUUUCAACAGUGUUCUUUAUUUUUUUAAUGAUCUUUAUUGUCUUUUAUAUCUUUAUCAUAAUGCAUCUGAUCAAAGUGAGCAGAAGCAGUACAGUUCAACAAAACCAGGGUCUUCACAUUCGUACACAGUUCAUCAUUUUUGCUGCAGUAGCUACUUUCAUUGCUUGUCAUUUGCCAUAUUACAGCUAUCAAAUCACAUCAAGCAUUUAUCGAAUUACGCACAAUGACUGCCAACACCUCGAGCAACUGCAAAAGGCAAAGGUUGUAUUACUGUGGCUAGUUUCAUUCAACAGUUGUUUAGAUCCUAUUCUAUACUAUAUCAUUCCCAAACGAUCUUCAAGAGUUAGAUUCAAUACAGAGCAACAAAGCAUUACAGAAAAAUCUCCAGAAAUGGAAGCUGCAAGUUAUCGUAAGAAUUUUGUGAUACAUGGCAAUAUUUAUCAAAAUACUUAGUUCUUAAAAUGAAAGCAUUAUAAUGAUUAUACUCCACAAUUUAUGUCAUUAUUUUGGCAUUUGCAGUACUUUUAGAUAAAUUGAUUAUCUGGUUUGGAUUUUACAAUGUUCAAUGGAGCAGGAUGAGGUAAAACUUCAGAACUAUUCGUCCUGCCAACCAGACAACCUGCAGUAAUGAACUUGAUCUUGGAGCCACAGUUGCAGCCCUGGUUGAGGACUGCACAGGUUCUUGCAGUUCCUGUUCCCUUCCUCUACGUUCAGUAACCUGCUCAGUUACGGGCAUUCUAUUAUGAGAGCGAUAAAAUAGGUUUUGCAGGAAGUGAGCUACAUUUUAUUUUAAUCUAUGCUGACCGCAAUGAAACAACCUUGAAUGCUUCCACUGCUGUCGUGGUGCUUUCACAAUUGUUGAGGUUUCUUUUUUACCUGAAACCUGUGGAAGAUCGAGACAGGCUUAUUGCCCAAGGCUUCGACCAGAGCUUUUUAUCUUCAGAACUGAGCCAUUUCCAAUCAAUGCAAAAUCCUGUCAAGUAAGAUUUGAUGCAGGCUGUGGUUUUAGUUACGUGAAUGCUACUUACAAGAGCUAACUGAUCUUUGUUAAAGAUCAAUUUUUUCCUACAGCUAUGAGUAAAAGUUGGAACCCUUUUCAAAAGGUGCCCACUCCUAUGUUUGGAUUGCUUCUCCUGUGGAUCCUUCAUGUUAUUUGUUCUCAUGAUUUUCUAACCGUAAAUAUAUGCAUGGCGGCAAAAGAUUUACGAGAGAGUGUACCUGUGUCGAAGGUUGAUAAUCUUUUUAUUAUCAUGUGUGUUAGCAAAAUCUUUUUGUAAAUUUGCCAAAAAAAUCCCACAUAAAUUCCAAGCCACAGCAAUGCAUUGAGUUGAUGCUUUGAGCUCAGGACAGGAUAUUCAUGAGAAAUUGUUUUACUGAUGGUUACAGAAGCAGUUUAGCCUCUGCCUGAUCUCAGUGCGUGUCACAUACACUUCUGUCUUAGCUUGCUUUGGACUGUGUAAUAAAGCACCUUUCACAACCUGAUGGCAUCCCAAAGAACUUUACACUCAUUUGUCAUUUAAUAAAUAUAGCAUUUUACUGCAGCCAUGUAGUAAUGAUCUUGUUUUAUUUGAUGAUGAAUAAAGAAUGUCAUACCAAUGAAGUUCAUUUCUUAUGAUUUCAAUGAUAUAUC
Messenger RNA from Chiloscyllium plagiosum (whitespotted bambooshark), 2331 nucleotides. Its product is annotated as putative G protein-coupled receptor 34. Gene Ontology annotation, molecular function: G protein-coupled receptor activity. The record is from RefSeq and is a predicted model, not a curated record. Gene Ontology annotation, cellular component: plasma membrane. NCBI's taxonomy places the organism in Eukaryota, Metazoa, Chordata, Chondrichthyes, Orectolobiformes, Hemiscylliidae. Gene Ontology annotation, biological process: phospholipase C-activating G protein-coupled receptor signaling pathway; positive regulation of Rho protein signal transduction.